AGCCCGGGCGAUCAACACCAGGAGUGGCCCAACCCCUUCGAGGAGGCCAAGCCGCGCAUAGCAGAAUGGACAGCCAAGGAAAUCGCCACAAUCGCCUCGAGGCUUGACAAGCAGCUCGGCCCCGAGUACAUCUCUUCGCGCGCUGGGCCCGGCGGUUCACGGGUGCAUUAUCUCACUGCCGAAAAGGUCAUCGGCCUCGCCAACGAGGUUUUCGGCUUCAACGGGUGGUCGUCCUCGAUACAAAAUAUCCAAGUUGAUUUUGCCGACGAGAAUCCGCAAUCGCAGCGCGUCAGCAUCGGGCUGUCUGUCAUCGUUCGAGUUACCCUCCGAGAUGGCACCUAUCACGAGGAUGUCGGCUACGGCUCAAUAGAGAACGCCAAGGGGAAGGCAAUGGCCUUUGAAAAGGCGAAAAAGGAGGGAACCACGGAUGCGCUGAAGCGAACGCUGAGGAAUUUCGGUAACGUGCUGGGCAACUGCAUUUACGACCAAGACUACGUCAAGCAGGUUACCAAGAUUAAACCCCAGACGAACAAGAAGUUUGAUCCGGAUAAUCUUCACCGACACUCGGACUUUGCGAAGAAGGAUCUGAUAAAGGAUGUGGUCAUGACUGGCAACACGAACAAUGCUGGUAACAGCACCGCGGCCAAUGCCGCAGUCACUGCCGCUCCUACUCUUCCCACGGCCGCUGCCGGUGGAUUCAAGAUAGAGCCAAUGGACUCGUUUGAUGACUUCCUUGGGGAACUUGAUGAGGCCGACUUUUGCGUGCCGGGAGAUGGCCAUCCCGAUGAAAUCAUGCUUCCCAACGCGGCCAACCCACCCAACGACAAGCCUGCCGCUAACGAAUCAAGGCCGGGUCAACCAGCAAAGCCCAUACCGGUCAAUGGCUUGAAUCGACCGCCGCAGCCGCAGCCACAUACUCCCAGGCAGGGACAACCACCUCGGCCACACAAUGGCCCGCAAGGCAAAGACUCGUUGAACCAAACGAUGGCACCUCCUCCACAGGCACCGCCUCCGGGAGAGCCUGUGGCAUUCUUCUCGGCGAGAUCUACCAUGCCUGACGCGAGCCAGCCUGGUAGCAACCAGAACCAGCAGAAACAGCUCUUCAAUCCCAAGGCUGAAAGCCCUUCGAUACGAAAGACUCCCGGAAUCGAUCACACCUCAUCGAAACCCGUUGCGAGGAACGGCCAGCAUGUCCCUCCGGCUAACAGCCAAGCACCGUCUACGCAAAGUGGCAACACCGGCGGCUUCACAUCACUACGACAGUCAAUCAGCAGCUCUCAGGCCAGGGGUAAUCCGAUGAAUCCAGCUCUAGACCAAGCUCGUAGAAUAGGAGCGCCGGGUGGCGGUCUGGGCAGUCCCCUUGCUAAUCGAGGCCAAUACAAACCUCCAACAAUGAAACGAACACUACCAAACGAAGGCAAUGGUGCUAGUGGGCCCAGAGCGCCGCUUGUUGAUAUUCCAACAAAUGCAGGCAAUGGUAGCAGCGAGGAUGGGUUGGACGCAAAGAGGCAAAAAGUGGCAUGA
This is a messenger RNA of Trichoderma virens Gv29-8, 1524 nucleotides long. RefSeq lists its product as uncharacterized. Gene Ontology annotation, biological process: DNA recombinase assembly; double-strand break repair via single-strand annealing; mitotic recombination. The record is from RefSeq and is a predicted model, not a curated record. The annotation marks the transcript as partial. The transcript has 2 exons. Lineage: Eukaryota; Fungi; Ascomycota; Sordariomycetes; Hypocreales; Hypocreaceae. Gene Ontology annotation, cellular component: nucleus.